ACAACUGAGCAUGCGCCAAAGCUAAUACGCAGGCGACGUGAUCACGUUAAUGUCAGGCGCAGGCCUAUUUAAGUGAGCCUGAGCCUGCGCAGACUCAGAAGACGCAGGCGGACCUGAGAAUGGCGGGCACCGGUUUGGUGGCUGGAGAGGUUGUGGUGGAUGCGCUGCCGUAUUUUGACCAGGGUUAUGAAGCUCCUGGUGUUCGAGAAGCGGCUGCGGCGCUGGUGGAGGAGGAAACUCGCAGAUACCGACCUACUAAGAACUACCUGAGCUACCUGACAGCCCCAGAUUAUUCCGCUUUCGAAACUGACAUAAUGAGAAAUGAAUUUGAAAGAUUGGCUGCUCGACAACCAAUUGAAUUGCUCAGUAUGAAACGAUAUGAACUUCCGGCCCCUUCCUCGGGUCAGAAAAAUGACAUUACUGCAUGGCAAGAGUGUGUAAACAAUUCUAUGGCCCAGUUAGAGCAUCAAGCGGUUCGAAUUGAGAACCUGGAACUAAUGUCACAGCAUGGAUGCAAUGCCUGGAAAGUAUAUAAUGAGAAUCUAGUUCAUAUGAUUGAACACGCACAGAAGGAGCUCCAGAAGUUAAGGAAACAUAUUCAAGAUUUAAACUGGCAGCGAAAGAACAUGCAACUCACAGCUGGAUCUAAAUUAAGAGAAAUGGAAUCAACUUGGGUAUCCCUGGUCAGUAAGAAUUAUGAGAUUGAAAGGACUAUUGUACAAUUAGAAAAUGAACUGUUUCAAAUGAAGCAGCAGCAUGGAGAGGCAAACAAAGAAAACAUACGGCAAGACUUCUGAAAGACUUGAUCUGAUAAGCUUCCUCUGUACAACAGGAGCCAGAGCCAGAUCCAAGGCAGCUCCAGACUUACACCAUGCCACUUUAGCAGUGCCAGAGGAAAGCAAAUGUAUCAGUGUAUAUAAUUCCAGAGAAGAGUUUCGGUUGACCUGGUCUGGAUUCCAUGUUCAGUCCUUGGACUCAGAGGUAUGGCCAGCAGUUUGGAGUACUGUGAUUGGCCAGGCUCAGGUCAUGCACCUGUGGCCUUGGUGGUAGGGAACCAUAGUCAGCAGCUGAUUGGAUUGGACUGAUAAUUCCUCAGAGUAAAAUGGGGAUGGUGCUUCCACCACCAGAAGCAGAGAAAGAAGUUGGGAAGAUAAAAAUAACAUAUCUGUUAUACUUUGAAUCUUUCCUAGAUUAAAAGAUAACCCCUUUGAUUUAGCUGGCCCAGUAUGAUAAACCAUUUUUGCCCACCUACUCCCCGUGAUGUUUUUCUUUAUAGAGAAAAAUGUAAUAGACACGUUAUUUUUAUUAUGGUAUAACAUUAGUAGUGGAGAAUUGGAGAUGUUUUUUACUGGUCUAUUGUGUAGCUGAGGCUGGGAAAUAGCCAUAAAAGUCAACAUCUCCUAACCUUGCUAUAGUGAUUUGUUGAGAGAUGAGGAAUAAGUAAUUUGUUAUUAACAGUAGGUCAAUAUCUGAAGCUUUUAAUAACUGUCUUUUAAAAUAUAUUAUACAAAUUCAGAAUUAACCCUAUUAUGCCUAUCCGACUUGGUUGGAUUCUUACGUUUUUUGAGAGGGAAAGGGAUAAACUCAGCUUACCGUCUCAGUGACUUAUUGUAGCAAGGACUACUACUUGUCCCUCUGAUACAUGUUUUCCCCUUCUAUAAUAGUAAAAGUUUUAGCUGGUCACAUGGAUACUCAGCUAAAAACUAAUUUUCCAAUUUCCUAUCCAAUCAGGUGCACACACCAUGUGACUAGGUUGUGUUCAGUGAGACAGGAACUGAAGUGAUAUAUACGACUUGCAAGUCAUGCUCUUAAAUUUUCACAUUUUAUCAGCCAGGAAUCUUACUCCUGGAUAGUGAUGACUUAUCCAACAUCACACCAUAAAUAACUGUCAGACUACAUUAGAAGGAAGGGUGGAGUACAUACAAGGGAAAAGAAUUCUGUGCUGAUAAUGAUGUGAGCAAUAUGUUUAGUAUUUAUUUUACUUAAAUGAUUAAAUAGUCUGUCAAUGCACAGUAGCAGGAAAUUUCCAUUUUAAUGAGAUUUGGAUACAACAUAGCAAUUCAUAUUCAUUAAAAUGGGAUUUUAUUGUACAGUAAAAGCCAUUAAUAUCAACCACAAUGUUUUGAGUUACCUUCAGUUAAACUUUGGUUUUCCCAAAGCUGAUUUUGUACCAUCAUUAAAAAAUUAAUCACAAGAGACUGUCAAACCAUUUGAAGAGAAUAGAAGUACACUAGUAAUAUUAAUUUAUAUACAAUUUACUACAGAUAAAAAUGCCUUUUAAAUGGGUAUCAACAUUUUUUAUAUCCAAAUUUUGUUCAUAUGAGUAUAAAAUCUCACUCUGCAGAACCUAGAAAUGAAAUCAAAUGUUUCAUUAUAUUUCCAAAAGUAAAGAAAAAUGCUUCAAAUACAAUAGGAGAAGUGUUAAUACACUAAUAUCAAAUUUUCUUUCUUUAGAUCUUGAAAGUUUUUGGUCAAGUAGUGUAAGACUACAUAAUUCAGGUCAGUGAAAAGCUCAGAUUUGUCUUCCCUCAGUCCCCUCUUUAUCCUCUUCACUAUACAAUCAAUUCUCUUAAAGGAAAGAUGUGUACAGCUUAGAAAAUAACUUUUCUUAAAUUGAAUUGUUAGUGACCAUGUAUGUUAAGCUUUUGCUUAUAGCUAUAAUUAAAUCUUAACCACUCUCUAAAACUGGCUGUAAGAAUAUCGACUUUGCCACACUUAUGUACCUUUGCUUUAUUUUAUGUUUUGUAUUUUUCACUAAAGUUGAAGGCCUUUCCUUCAAUCCACAUUUUGUUAGGCUCUCCUACUUUAAGAGAGAAACUGCUUAUUUCUUGUAGUAUUCUUGUUUGACAAUAGAGGGCACAAGUUCAUUAAGAAGUGAAGUAAAUUACUUAAGGAGCAAUUCAUAAUACCUGUCUGCUCUCCAUUUCAUGAUUUAAGAAAAUGGAGGUAAUUAAUUUACUCUGAUGUUUCACGUAUUGAAGGAAACCCCUGUCUUUUUCAGAGAUUAAAUUUAAUCUCAAAUAGAUGUCACUUUCAUUGUUAAAAAUACUAAGGGCACCUGACUCUCCAGGUUGUCAACUUGCCCUACUAAACCAUCAGAUUAAUACUUUGUAGAUCUGCAAAGAAACAGUUCUACUUUAUAGAGAAUAGUAAUUACUUUACCACCUUUAAUCUCAAUUUCUAACAAAAAAUAUACAAUAACAUAUAUUGAUGUAUUCUAGUUAUUACAGUUCUUUUGCAUUAGUUUGUUCUAUAGAAAAAUGAAGUGAUAUUCUAAACUUUAAAUUUGAGUUCCUUUCUUUAGUUCCUUUUGGCUAUCUAAAAUGUUAAAAUUUUAACUUCCAUUGCUUCAUUUGAUAUAGUUUAUAGACUAUUAGAAAGGAAUUAGAGAAGGAAUAUGUACUUUUAAUAAAUGUCAUUCUACUUUAGAUAGUAUUUCUUAAAUAACUAAUACUUAAAAUUGAUUUCUUCCUUGUAAUGUAAAAACUUCACUGUUAAAUCAUGUCUCCUAAAACAUGAUAGUCAUACACAGUAAACAGUUCUCUUCUCUCUACACAUAAAUACCACCAAUAAAAUCGUUUUAUAAGUCUCUGAACUAAUACUUAAAUGGCACACAUCCUCUACCAACUCUACAGUUUCAAGUAAGGAUUUGGUCAUUGUAAAAGAUUAGUUUUAAAAUUACAUAAUGUGAAUGUGGUGGAAAAUGACACUUAUGUUCAUUAAUUCUGUUUGUAUAAUAGCACCUAUCUUUGUUCUAUUUAUUGUCUUAUGUUCUAGAGAAUUUUUCCUUCUUAAGCUGUAUAACUAAUGUGUAUACAAUAAAUUAAAAUGUUUAUAAAAAAGGGAAAAAAGAAAAAGGCAAUGAUAGUAUCCCAACAGCACAGGAGAAACAGAUUAGAAAAGUAGAAACCAUAGUAACAUAAAACAACGAAAAUUGUAGCAUAAUUGUAGAAUAACUCAAUAAAAUUUCAUCAUGGGUAAUAA
Molecule: messenger RNA, 3984 nt
Organism: Camelus dromedarius (Arabian camel)
Lineage: Eukaryota; Metazoa; Chordata; Mammalia; Artiodactyla; Camelidae
Gene: BCAS2
Product: BCAS2 pre-mRNA processing factor
Exons: 8
Coding region: 120-797 (225 amino acids)
Biological process (GO): mRNA processing
Cellular component (GO): Prp19 complex; precatalytic spliceosome; catalytic step 2 spliceosome
Source: RefSeq, a predicted model, not a curated record